Messenger RNA from Peronospora farinosa, 360 nucleotides. Lineage: Eukaryota; Oomycota; Peronosporomycetes; Peronosporales; Peronosporaceae. The record is from the annotation of a GenBank genome assembly.
AUGGAGGUAAAGAGAAGAAAGACACGUAAAAUACGGUCGUUGCUAUUGCUUCUCAAGAGUUUUGUAGGAUUGCGUAUACGUAUUGAUUUGAAGAAUGAUUCAGUGCUGGAAGGUGUGGUGCAGGAAGUCGUGCAGGAUAUGGACAUUACACUUUUAAAUGUCUGCGAGAGUAAACCGAAUGGCAAGAAGUUGAUGCUGGAUGAAGUGUUUGUAAUGGGCAAGACAGUGCUGUACGUGCAUAUACCCGACAGGAUCAACGUAUCGCAGCACCUCCUGCAAUAUACUCGAAUGUUGCGCCAGAGUGUAACAAUGUAUACAAGAACAAAACGCACAUCCAUUUUGGCACAACACGCAAAGUAG